Molecule: messenger RNA, 978 nt
Organism: Calliphora vicina (urban bluebottle blowfly)
Lineage: Eukaryota; Metazoa; Arthropoda; Insecta; Diptera; Calliphoridae
Product: membrane protein BRI3
Exons: 2
Coding region: 82-540 (152 amino acids)
Source: RefSeq, a predicted model, not a curated record
UUACUAUUUAAAAAAUUGAGUCAUUAAUAGAUAAUUUGAUAAGAAUUAAAAGAAAAUCAAGAAUAAAUAAAACAACGAAAAAUGUCUCAAUCGACUAAAGAGCUUCAACCACCAUCAUACGAAGAGGCCAUGUAUGCUUCCACAGAGGCACCAGAAGUUGGCUUCAAAUAUCCCAAUCCAAAUAUUGGUGUCACACAAACAUCUACGCCUUAUAUUCCACAACAGCAGACUCAAGCCCAAAACGUACCAAUACACGGAAAUCCUAGUGCACCGCCACAACCUUCCCAUGCUGCUUAUCAGCAGGUACCUUCAUAUGGAGCAUUUGAAACUACGCCGGUCAAUGUUGUUAUACAGCCAGCAGCUAAUGUGCCUCGAGAAAUCAUUGUUAUAGGUGGCUGUCCAGCCUGUCGCAUUGGUAUAUUAGAAGAUGCAUAUCCUUGCAUUGGUUUACUUUGUGCUAUUGUAUUCUUUCCCGUGGGUAUACUAUGCUGUUUAGCUAUGAAGAAUAAACGUUGCUCCAAUUGUGGCACCGAAUUUUAAAACCGGAUGGCUGACCGAGUUCAUAUUGAUUACACAAGCUUUAAAUGUUGUAUGUGUAAAACUGCAUAGAUGUGCAUGUGUAUUGACAGGCUUUCUAAAAGCCUUUAAAUUAUUAUUAUUAUUAUUCUUAUUAACAAUUUUAAUAUUAUUAUAAUAAACGUACUAUAAGUUUUAUAUAUCAAGUGUAUGGGUCGAACCUAAGCUAUUGGGAUAAACAUAUAAAUGCUGUAUACUUUAAGUUUAAAAACAUAUGCCCACAAUCAUAUCAAACGAAAAAAUAUUCUUUGUUUUUGUUUAUUGUUUAUAAUUGCUUUAAAAUUGUUAUUGUUUUCAUUUUGUUUUUAAUCACAUUUGACAACUUCGAUUGUGUAUGUUAAAAUGUGUGUAUACUUUUGGGCGUUUACAAUAAAAUAUCUGUUCUCGUAUAUGAUUGAUGAU